AAACCCUUGCAUAAUUUCUUUCUUUAUGUUUUUUCGAUCCUUUUGUCUGCGGAAAGUUAACUAGGGAGGAGAGAAAAAGGCGAGAGCUUUCUGCGAUCUGACGGGUCUCCCAGCGCUUUUCGAGAGAAAGAUAUGGCGUCGGCAGCGGCAGCAGCAGCGGCUAACCGGUUGGCUGGAGGUGCAGGGGAGGAGCAGGAAGAGGAGCAGAGUGCGUUUCUUCGCGACCACCGGCGGUCGUGCUACCACGUGCCGCAGCAGAGCCGGAGGGAGAAGCUCAGAUUCCCUACGCACUGCUCUCUCUCCCUCGACUCGUCCUCGUCGCGGAUCGGCCGGUCGGCGCCCCACGGGCCGUUUACAGGCUACGCCGCGGUGCUCGGCCGCUCCCGGUUUCUCCAACCUGCGUUGAGGCUUCUCGAGGAGGUGUGCCAAGUGGGGCAGCAACGACGGCGAGCAGGAAGCCUCGGGGACGCGCUUUUGGGCGCAGAUACGACGAUGAGGAAGGAGUUCUCCCCUGUUACCUGCGGGGAGCACCGCCGGAGGAAGACACGGCUAAAUUGUUUGCUCGAUGAGGUUCACAGAAGAUACAAACAAUAUUAUCAUCAGAUGCAAGCCGUCGUCACCUCGUUCGAGGCUGUCGCAGGAUUGAGCAAUGCGGCUCCGUACGCCUCGAUGGCUCUCGAGGCCAUGACCAAGCACUUCAGUGGCCUGGGGAGCAUUAUCUCCGGCCAACUCCGUCCGACGACCGACGGUCUCGGAAACGAAGGCGUCAAUCGAGAACCAACGGCGAGCUCCUCGCUUCUGAACAGAAGCUGUUGUUUCCAUGGGCCGCCGGCGGCAGAAGCCGUCGCCACCUUCGCGCAGCCACACUUCUGGCGUCCGCAGAGAGGGCUUCCUGAGCGGGCAGUCGCCGUGCUCCGUGCCUGGCUCUUCGAACACUUCCUGCACCCGUAUCCCACCGACGUCGACAAGCAAAAUUUGGCUAAACAGACAGGAUUGACAAGAAACCAGGUUUCUAACUGGUUUAUCAACGCGAGAGUGCGACUAUGGAAGCCGAUGGUCGAGGAAGUGCACGCCCUGGAGAUGCGCGAGAAGAGCAAGAUGUCUGGAAAUGGCGAUCGCGGUCAGCCUCCACAAAUCCAGACCGCGAGCUCAAGAAGUCGCACCGAUCAGUACCCAUCGACGCACAUUCGAGAACCUCCUCCUCUUGAAUCUGCUGGUCCUUGCAGGAGUGGAGUCUCACUCACGUUGGGACUCCACCGGAGUGUUGGAAUUCACUUUUCCGACUCGCUUCACGGCCCAGAGGAGUGCUCAUGUUGCUGCUUGUACGAGGAGAUGAAUAAAUAGGCUUGUUAAUGUAAUUUGUUUGCCAAGACACUGCUUUCUUAAUCUGUAAAAGCAUAUCGAUUGCAGAUAA
Molecule: messenger RNA, 1414 nt
Organism: Zingiber officinale
Lineage: Eukaryota; Viridiplantae; Streptophyta; Magnoliopsida; Zingiberales; Zingiberaceae
Product: BEL1-like homeodomain protein 9
Exons: 4
Coding region: 133-1344 (403 amino acids)
Biological process (GO): regulation of transcription by RNA polymerase II
Molecular function (GO): RNA polymerase II cis-regulatory region sequence-specific DNA binding; DNA-binding transcription factor activity, RNA polymerase II-specific
Source: RefSeq, a predicted model, not a curated record